Messenger RNA from Cuscuta campestris, 3061 nucleotides. The record is from the annotation of a GenBank genome assembly. Lineage: Eukaryota; Viridiplantae; Streptophyta; Magnoliopsida; Solanales; Convolvulaceae.
CAACAUUUGGCGGAGCUAUGGUGCGACAUUUGGCGAAGCUGAUGUGUCACCUUCUUAAACAAAGUAAUUGAUUGAAGUAUUGUGAGAUGGCAAGCUGAGGUGGCAUAGACUCAGUACGAAAAAAAGAAUACGAUCAAGCUGAGAGAAUACACGGCUUUCCUCUUCUUCGGAAUCUUCGCCGAUCUCCUUUCAUUUUCUUCGUCGUCAAUCGCCUUUCAAUUAUGUGCUUUCCUUCACCAUCUACUUUCCUUCUUCGCUAUCUUAGACUACAAGAACCACGAAUUCAGGUUUCCUUUCUCAAUUAUAUUCGGUGGUAGCCUAUUUCUCUCAAUUAAAACCUAAAUUUCGGCGUAUCAAUGAUUCUUUCGCAAUAUCAGGCAUUCUUUUCUUCAUUUUAUUUACUCCACAGUUUCUGAUGGUAAUUUUUUAAUUAAUAUGAUUUUCCCCAAGUUGUUAGGGUUCUUAUUUGUUGACAUAUAUAUAAUUUACUCCACGGUAUAUAUAUUUGAUUUGAUUUUUUAAAAUUCAUAGGUUUAUAUUUCGUAACUCUUUCAAAUCUGAAGAGAUUCAUAUGAAAGGGAUUAUUCAUUUGUUUUAAAAAUUGAUUACUAUUCCUUUAUUGGAUGAUUCUUAUGUUUCCAAAAGAGAUUCGUAUUUGUUUUUAAAUUAGUUUGCAAUUCCAUAAUAUUUUUAUAUGCACGCGUUAUUCCCAAAAUGGAAUUGUAAGCAAGUUUGUUUUUUUCGCUAUGCCUAAUGUAAUUUUAUCUUGCGCAUGGGUUGGUUUUUUAAUCAUGUUUAUUCUACAUGUUUAUGCUAUGCCCUAUGUAUCUUGCAAGAGUUGUUUUUGAGUAAUUGGGUUUCUUUUAAACAUAUGGAAAUUGUGUUGUCAAAAUAAAUGGUUUAACAUAUGCCAAAUUUUAUAUCUUCAUGAAUGUUAACUGUUUUGCACAGUGUCUACCAUCGUGAUCUCAAACUAAUGAACAUUUUGGUCAAUGCAAAGUGUACACUAAAAUGCAGUGUUGAUGCUUACUGUUUUUACCGAGUAUGACUCAUAUCAAUAGCACAGAGUGUAAUUGAUGUUGUUUUUUUUUACUAAAAUGCAUUUUGCCUUGAAAAGUUAUUUUUAAUUGAAUAACAAGCAUUACUUGCAAAUUCCAGUGUGGCUUAUUAAUGUAUACCGUUUUAAAUUUGGACAUAAUAUUGAUUGUUUCUAAUUUGUUCAUGCUAAAGAUUCUGAGGGAGAGUUUCCACCUUGGCUUCCAACCAACGUUUAAUGGCAGACAAAUUAUUAUUUCAUUCAACUUUGGGAUGAAAAAAAUGACCAAGUAUUUUUAUUUCCUAAUUAUUUGAAAGUUUUUUUUUUUUUGCUUCACUUAAAUAAUAUCUUUAUGAGGUUUGAGGUUUAGGAACUCCUUGAAAGAAUUGGAGGUGUUAGUCAAAUACUCCAUGUAGAUCAAGAACAGGACUCCAACCAUGGAUUUUGGCAGGCAUACUAGAAUAAGAUGGCAACUUUCAAAGAGCCUUGCGCUAAUGACUUCUCGAGAAGUGGCUCGCUUUGUGUUGUAAAAACUAUGGCUGAAGGUGUCACAACUACAUGUGGGCUUGGAGGUAUUCUAACAGUCCUCUAAUUACAUAAUUACAUUAUUCUCUUGGAUUUUACGAUAGUUAGACAUUCAGACAUGAGAUUAGAAGUUGGCGAGUGGAAUGGUGGCAGAACAAAUAUUGAGGCCAUAAUUGAUUUAUUUGCAGCUACCAACUUCCGUUACAGGUUGGUUGAUGAAGCUGAGGAGAUCUUCAUCAAAAACAUUGCUGGUAAUUAUAGAAAAAAGGCCAUGAAAUACCCCAAGCCUUCUUUAUUGGUCAACCAAUGGAAAAACAUGACCCGUAUACAUUACUCAACACAAGUCCAUUGUUUAUGGGCUGAUUACAAUGAUGAGCUUGGGUGGCAUGUUGCAAAGGUUCCCAAUUCAAUGAAUUAGAGGUGUGCUUAAUUACCAGAGCUCAGAUUUUUUGCUAGGGGUAUUAGCAUAUUGUUUCAAGACUAUAUUGAAACUCUUAUGCAUGUAAAAGGCUUUAGAAGGUCUGUUUGCACUUCACAAAGAAAAAGUGAUUCUAAUUUUAGAAUGGGAAUGGUGAUUUUCAAAAUAAGGGGAAAUUUCUCAACCCAUAUGCUAAAUAUUAAGGACCUAACAUUCUUAUCUCCUCAAUUAUAAGAAACUACUUUAAGAAACUAAUACCCCGUAAGAAAUAAGAAUAAUAAACUUUAUAUACAAGUAUACAACAACAAAAGAAUUUUGAGGGUAUCCUUGCUUUUGUAAGGAUUUUAAAGGAAUUUGACAAAGAGGAGUGGUAAAGGGUAUAUCUUUUUAUGUCUAAGGCAUUUGUUAUGUUGUGUCAUUAGGACUUUAACUUUAACAUGGCAGGCAACUAACAAGUCCUUCCUAUUUCUCAAGUGACCACAAUUUUUAUAUGAAGAUAAGAGUCAAAUAAUGUUUUGCAAUGCUAAACUUAAAUAUUCUGCUGGGUAAUACUGCAUAUGCCUUCUAUACAGUGAGGAACCUUUCUUGAGGUUCUGAGGUUGUUACCUCUCCAGUUCGAUUAAAAAUUGCAAUCACAUUAAAGCCAUGAACUACAACUUAUUACUAUUGAAGUACAUUAUUUUGGUUGAUAACUUUAGGGAUAGUAGGGAAAUUAUGUAUAAUAUGAUUAAUAUCUCUUAUGUCCUUAUUAUGUUUUUAUGUAUGGAUACCCAUAAGGCAAAUCGCAACCACAUUAAGUAUGAAUUGCAAAUUGACAAUUUCAGCACUUAUGAGGUUUGGUCGAGUUCAAGAGGUAACUUGAAAACCGCUAUUAAAUUCUCCUCUCUUAUUAAGAUUCCAGGUUUGACAUGUCAUUUUUUAAAUAUCUAGAGUAUAUUAUUUUGCUUCUUUACUUCCAAAUUUGGCUUUAUGGUGACCCAGAUCAGACCAAACAAGCCCAAUAUUCCUACUCAGUAUUGUGCUAUUGGAGAGAAGAAACUUAAUACUACUUGAUCACUUAUGUAUAAAUUUGAGACACCUAA